AUGAAAAAGUUGUCAAUCAUCAAAUAUUCUUCUAUGAAAAGUCAAGAUGGUAAAGAGACUACAAUUUCCAGAGGCUACGAAUCGACCACCAAGGAGGAGGCACAGUCUUGGAAACCAGCUCGAGAUAAGGCACAUACCACCUAUCUAAACACCAUGAUAGAAAUGAAUAAGAUUGCCAACAAUAAUUUAACACAUGUGCACAUGAGAAAGUUUUGUUUCUUUAUAAACAACAACAGAAUAAUCUAUAUCAAAAUAAGAUAUUUCGUAAUGAAUAUUAAUUUAAAAUCUAUUAUAAAUCAGCUUCGAUCAAAUGAUCAAACAGAUAUUUAUAAUGGAUAUGAUCAAUUAAUUAAUUAUGUUAAAUUUAAUAUCGUUGAGAGUAAAUCGAUUAUAGAUAUUUUCGAAUUUAUUAUACCACAUUUGAUGGACCAGGAAAUCAGUGAUGAACUUCACUCAAAGGUAUUGGAAGUUUCGAAUUUCAUGAUCGAUUUCUUUGCGGAGGAGCAUCAGGAGAUUAUCGCUGUGCUGUUGGACACCAUCAGUCAGUAUGGAUUCAUCGGUAACGAGAACAACGACAUCGUCGAGAAGGUAGAGAAUCUGAUAUCUACCAUACUGAAAUGUGGUGGACUGGCUGCCGUCGAUAUGCUGGCACUCCUCUUCUCGCAGUGGAUCUGCGACGAUUCCUGGCGAUGUCGACAACACAUCGUCAGCCUCAUGACAAUGGCAAUUACAUCGUCGUUGUUGGACGUUUCCAGCUUGAUCGCGAAAUAUCCCGAUCUAAUUGAAAAUGUAUUGUCGCUGCUUGGCAAUGAUAUGGACGAUGAGGAGCUCAACCAACUCGUCUCGAUCAUGCACAACGAAGCCAAAGAUAGUUUAGAACGAUUCAUACUCUCAACACUCAAAGACAAACAAUUAAAAUCACAGUUAAUUAGUAAAUUGGAAAUACAUCAUCCAAUUGUCUCAACACCAACAGAGACAACAGUGAGAGCAACCAAACCGACUUCAUCUAUUUUUAGUAGUUCUAUUAAACAAAAACCAACUUUAUCAUCUUCAACAAUCAAGUCCAAUAAUAACUUAUCGAAAUCAACAACAACAAGAGCAAUUGGAUCUAGACCAACUAAAAAUAAUGAUCCAUUUGGAAUGUUAUUAUUAAAUCAAGAGUUGGAUGAAGAACAACUGGAAAGUAAAUUGAAAGAGAUCAUUGAUAAAUUAUCAGAUUCAAGCUCUGAUUGGAGUAUAAAGGUUAAUAACCUUAUAAAGUUACAAGUUUUAAUGAGAGCUGGUGCUGCAGAUCUACCUAUAUUCCAUAGUUUAUUCACAAAGUUAAGAGAUCCAUUAAUAUCACUAGUUAAAGAUGUGAGAUCACAAUUGAUAAAAGAAGCAUGUGCAACCAUUGCUGUCGUAGCGGAAUUUAUGAAGAGUCAAUUCGAACCAUAUGUCGAUAGAUACAUUGAGCUUUUGUUAACGAAUGUUAUAGUUACAAUUCAGAUUAUUUCGCAAUCAAGUGAUAAUUGUAUUAAGAGCAUCAUUACAGCAUCGAAAUCGAUUAAAGCUCUACCAAGAUUCGCAGAGAUGUUGAAGCACAGUAAGAGUCCUGUAAUGAGAUCGAAGUGCCACGAGUAUAUACUUUUACUUUUGCAAAUUGUAUCGCCAGCGAUAUUGGAGAAACAAGAGGAUGCUCUUGAGAGAUCUAUUCGUGCAGGUGUGAGCGAUGCCGAUCCCAACACUCGAAAGUUAGCAAGACAGUCGUUCCUCGCCUACUCUGCACACUUUCCACACAAAACAGAACAGCUUCUCCAGUCAUUCGAUUUAAGCGCCAAGAAGCUAAUCAUCAAAGAGAUGCAGUCUUUCAAUCCAACAUAUGAACUAUUAGCAUCAUCAUCAUCAUCCAACAACAACAAUAAUAAUAACGUACCAAAACAACAACAACAUUUCACAAAGAAUAAUAAUAAUAAUAAUACAAAUAAUCAUCAAGUUUUAUUUAAUUCAACAAAGAAUCCAAUAACACAAACAACAAAAAUAACAACAACAACAACACCAACUACAACAACAAGUCAUCAGAUCAGACCAUUAACAACAGUAUUGAAACCAACAUUAUCGAAAUCAACAACAUCAUUAGCAAUUGCGAAUAGACCAGCUACACCUUUGAACAAUGUAUCAUCCAACGUUGGAUUAUUAAAGAGAAAGCCAAUUACAUCAUUAUCUUCAACAACAUUAUCAUUAUCAUCAUCUACAACUGCAAAAACAACAGCAACAACAACAACAACAGCAAUGAUAAAACCAACUUCAACAUUAUUACAAAAAAGAGGUUUUAAUAACAUCGACGAUGAUAUGAUCAAAUCGAAUCUUAAACAUAUUAAAUUAGACAAGGAGAAUCAACAUCAUAAUAUAUUACACAGUAGACCACCAACACCAAUCGUUCCUUUAACGACAUCUAUCAAACUUCACUCUGUAAAGAAACCUCCAACCAUUCCAACAUCAAAGACAUCUCAACAAUUUGUAUCAUUCUUUAACAAUAAUAGUAAUAAUAAUAGUAUUAAUAUUAAAAAUAAUAAUAAUAAUAAUUAUGAAUUGAAAUCAUCAGUUUCUUCAGUACCAACCACAACAGUAAAUCAACAACAAUUAACUAUUUCACAACUACUUGGUCAAAAUAACAUCAACAACAACAAUAAUGUUAAUAUUAGAUAUAAUAAAGCGAAUCAACAAACAACAAAAACAACAUUGACAUCGAUCAUGUCAACACCACCACCAGCAUCACAGCAAAACAGACCAAACAACUACUUCCAAAAUUCAUCGAAAAAAGCAGCCAUGCCAAACAGAACAUUGAUGCCAUUGUCAUCUUCAAUCAACAGCGAACUAAAAAUAUCAGAUCUAGGACUGUAG
This is a messenger RNA of Heterostelium album PN500, 2883 nucleotides long. RefSeq names its product CLIP-associating protein (gene clasp). Lineage: Eukaryota; Evosea; Eumycetozoa; Acytosteliales; Acytosteliaceae. Bases 1 to 2883 code for a protein of 960 amino acids. Gene Ontology annotation, biological process: microtubule cytoskeleton organization. Gene Ontology annotation, molecular function: microtubule binding. The record is from RefSeq and is a predicted model, not a curated record. The transcript is spliced from 7 exons. Gene Ontology annotation, cellular component: cytoplasmic microtubule.